AAUACUUUAUGAGAAUCUUUGCCACCGCUGCGAGUUUCGUAAGGAGGCACAGCGGUGACCAAAAGAUAUAUAAACAUAGAUCAUUGUUUCUCGAGCAGACUUUCUUAAGAGUUCUCUUGAACGACGCGUCUAUGGCGUCAUUAUGAUAUUCGUGCGAUCACUUCUAUAGGUUGUUUAUACCAUGACGUCACUCGUGUGGCUUUUCCAUUUAUUUGCAUCAAUAUUCUAAGUUUGAUUAAGGUGGAUCAGGUGUGGCAAAAUUAAUUAUCAGUCCUUCUAAAUUUCAAAUGGAUUUUCGACGCGAAGAAAACAAUUUUACCAGUCUUCGGAUUUAAGUUUAAACUUUUUUGGAAACUCAAUACAUUGGCCUUUGAGCGCAGUUUGAGGCAUUUCUUCAUCUCUUGAUCGAGAUGCAUAGCUAUCACUUGGCGAUUCUCUAUGGCUUUCUUUUAAUUACCUUCACAGCAAUUGCAGAUGCGAUCACGAAAAGAGACGACGACGAACUUAGGUUGGUCAAAGAACUGUUUGAUAACUACAGCAAGGAAGUAAGACCAGUAAAGAACAAGAACGCUGCAAUCAAAGUUGUCUUCGGUAUUGCCUACACUCAGCUCGUCGAACUGGAUGAAAAGAAUCAAGUUUUGACAAGUAACGUUUGGAUAAGACAAAAAUGGAACAAUCACCUGUUGCGCUGGAAUGCUUCUCAUUAUGGCGGUAUUAAGUCCAUCAACGUAGAUCCCAAAUUAGUGUGGCUUCCAGAUAUUGUGCUCUACAACAAUGCAAAUACAGGAAUAACAAGCGGUAAUAUGGACCAAUUUAAAACGAAAGUGAUUCUGUCCAGCGAUGGUACCAACACUUGGUAUGCCCCAACAAUCUUAAGGAGUCGUUGUGCCAUUGACAUCAAAUUCUUCCCAUUUGACGACCAAAAAUGUGAUCUCCACUUCGGUUCAUGGACGUACGACGGACUCCGAGUUGACCUAUUGAACGCUAGCAAUUCAGUUGAUCUUGCCUCUUACAUGUCGAGUGGUGAGUUUGAAAUGGUAGAAGCCCCCGUCAAGAGAAUUAUUGUCAAGUACAGCUGUUGCCCAGAGCCCUAUCCAAAUGUGAUAUUCACGCUGCACAUCCGAAGAAAGGUGCUGUUCUACUUUAACAACCUGAUCGUUCCCUGUUUCCUCAUAACCGCCUUUGCUCUCCUGACUUUCGUUUUACCACCCAACACCGGGGAAAGAGUUACCCUCGUGAUCACCACACUGUUGGCGAUGACUGUCUUCAUGCUGAUGAUUGCCGAGAACACUCCGACCACUUCAGACGUCACACCUUUGAUCGGCAAAUUCUUCGUCGCCUCCAUGGUCGAGAUUGGACUAGCCCUGAUUGCCACGUGUUUCGUCUUGAACAUCUACGAAGCCACCGGACCAAGCUCUGAAGUGCCACAAUGGGUGCGUGUUCUUCUAAUCGAUAUCCUGGCGCCUAUUCUCCGAGUCACCCGACCCAAGGAGAGGCCUCAACGAAAAUUCCACGGCCCGAGCAAUCAGAAUAUUCACUCGUACAGCCCGAUCAUGCCCGAACACAAUGGAAACAAUAUAGAAAGGGAUGGAAGCCCCAGGGAUGUACUUGUCAUCGCGCCGAAGGUCGGCGAGAAGAUCCUAACCUCACGAGACUUCAUCAACUCUGUAAACGACAAUAGUAUCAGACACAGAGUGCCUUCUUCGCAGGAAAAGCUCCUGGAAGGCAUUAACGUGCUAACCGAACGAGCCAAAGAACAGGAAAAAGACGAAGAGAUCAAAGAGGAAUGGGAAUCAGUGGCCAAAGUUAUAGACCGCUUCUUUUUGUUGCUUUUUAUUGCAACAGUGGCCAUAUCGACAGCUCUUAUCUUUUUACAGCGGCCAAGUUACGCAACGAUGUAAGUGAACGGGGCCCAAAAGCUUAAACUAGCGCCCAUUUUUCCUCCUGGGCUGAGAAGGCUUGGCUGCAUGUCUUUAGCAGCCACAUCGUGAGUGGCCUGUUCUCAAGGAAACCAUACCCUAUUGAUAGAGACACAGCCAGAUAAGGUUUGCUGUAACAAGUAAAGAAUUUAAAUCCUUAAAAGAAAUAAGGAAAGGCUGGAAGAUAAGUUUUCGAAAUAAAUGAUUAAAUAGACUUUGACGAACCAUUUAAAAUGAAGGAGAUUUCUACGAUGUAACCAUGAGCAGACUUUGAGAUUGUGGUCAGACGGCUGCGAAAGUGAGGUACUUUUGGAUGAAACGAUUUGAUAGAUAUUCCAUUUUUCAAUGGUUCCCCGUGUAACUGAGAGAGGAUAAAAUCUUUUUAAUCGUGAGUUUUUAAUUUGUUUUCUUUUUCCUUUUUGGCUGAUAUUGCGAUAUGAUUUUGUGGUUUUUCAAUAAGGUAUUUCGUGAUGCCGAUUAAUUAUGUUUGCAGCACGCCAUUGGAAAAGAUUUGAUAUAACAGCACCGUUUUUUAAACAUAUAUAAGGCGUUUUAAUUUAUAAUAAAAGAUAACUGACGAUUUUCCAAUCAAAAUGCUGAACUUUAGGACUGUUUGCAGUUUCAAAUCUUUUGCCUUUCGCUAUCUUUUUUCUGUAUAGAUUUUUAGAUUUUUAUUGUCAGUUUAUUUUCCCCAAAGUUUUUUCAAUCUACAUGUAUCGAGAGCAAGAGUUUUCCUUUAAAUGUAAUUCAUUGUGUGAAUAAAAUUUGCGAGAAUUCAGACGGAAAUAAAUUUAAUAUGAAAAACAAAAAAAAGUCUCGGUUCUAAAGGUUUGUCAUUUCAUAGCACAAAAGGGAUUUUCACCCCUUAAACAAUCAACGACAAGAGUUGCAGCAAGGUUUAUGUAGAAUCGUUUUGCCCAAUAGGAAAUUAAAAUUUUUACAUCACUUGGAUCCUAAGCGCUCUACAAUUGGACGAAAAUCUACCUUUUACUAUUCUUAGGAUGCUCUAAGACAGUGGCGGAUCCAGGGGGAGGGUUCGGGA
Messenger RNA from Stylophora pistillata, 2961 nucleotides. Its product is annotated as neuronal acetylcholine receptor subunit alpha-2. Gene Ontology annotation, biological process: monoatomic ion transmembrane transport. The record is from RefSeq and is a predicted model, not a curated record. Gene Ontology annotation, molecular function: transmembrane signaling receptor activity; acetylcholine-gated monoatomic cation-selective channel activity. Gene Ontology annotation, cellular component: postsynaptic membrane. NCBI's taxonomy places the organism in Eukaryota, Metazoa, Cnidaria, Anthozoa, Scleractinia, Pocilloporidae.